AUGUCAAGUUUAGUGAUGUCGGAUUACUCUCGAGUAAGCGCCAUCGAAAUUCUUGAUCUACUCGAUUUCGAUGCGAACGAUAAACUGAUUCGCUAUCUUACUGGCGAGCCGCCGGAGCUGCCGAAGGGAAUUCGAAAAUUUCUCAACUUUAAAAUUUUCGAAAAUCUGAAAAAUGAUGAUUUGGUUGUCAAUUUGACCGCUUUUCUUCACUUUCAACCGAAAUACAAUUGCGAUUUUCGAAAUCGCAAGGUGAGAAUUUUGCUACCUAUGUUGUUAGACGCGUUGCGGCUCGCGUGCGGUCAUCCUCUGUUUUCUUUUUGCGACACCACUAAAAUCGCCAAAUUGCAUACAUCCGGUUGCUCUCCGGAAUGUACUCAACUCAUUCAACCGCACGCGAGCCGCAACGCGUCACCAUCUUUGCAGGACGAUGGCGACGAGUACUUCCGUGGGGGACGAAAAUAUAUUCAUCCAUGGGGAUCGAAUCGCUACGCACUUUAUGUGAAAGGGCGAUUCGAGAGCGAUAAAUGGUUGGGAUCUGACGGAAAUGAGGGCGAAUGGCCGGCGGCUUAUCACGGCACGUGCUCGAAAAACACGUACGGCAUCGCGAAAGAGGGGCUCGACGUCGAGCGCAGCAAACGAUCGCGAUACGGCUUCGGAAUCUAUUGUACGCCGGACCCGAAAACGGCGAAGCGAUACGGCAAAAAAUUCAUGCAUAAUUUCCGUGCAGUUCUGGUGCCAUGUCGGAUGAUCGCCGGAUUUCAGGGAAAGAAUUAUCGCAUCAUUUUCCAAGUGCGCGUUCAUCCCGAAAAGUUUCAAGUGGUGAAAGAAGCCGAUGAAGCCCGCGGUGAAUAUUGGCUGCUGCCUGAUAGCGACUUCAUCAGACCUUAUGGUAUCUGCGUCUACGAGUGUCGAGACAGGAAGGAGAGUCGCAAAAAAAUGGAUGAAGGAAGCGAUGAGUGUAGUUCGAAUUGCUCAUUGCGACAAUAA
Molecule: messenger RNA, 987 nt
Organism: Caenorhabditis bovis
Lineage: Eukaryota; Metazoa; Nematoda; Chromadorea; Rhabditida; Rhabditidae
Source: the annotation of a GenBank genome assembly